This is a messenger RNA of Ahaetulla prasina, 3919 nucleotides long. It is a transcript of the gene VEGFA, whose product is annotated as vascular endothelial growth factor A. Gene Ontology annotation, biological process: positive regulation of protein phosphorylation; induction of positive chemotaxis; vascular endothelial growth factor receptor signaling pathway. The transcript has 8 exons. The record is from RefSeq and is a predicted model, not a curated record. Gene Ontology annotation, cellular component: membrane. Gene Ontology annotation, molecular function: heparin binding; chemoattractant activity; vascular endothelial growth factor receptor 1 binding. Bases 3036 to 3557 code for a protein of 173 amino acids. Lineage: Eukaryota; Metazoa; Chordata; Lepidosauria; Squamata; Colubridae.
GUGUUUUUGGCUUGUUUGCUUUAGUUAGUUAGGCAGGUUUACUGACCGGAGUUCAAAAUUCCUGCCUUGCAAAAGCAAACAGAGAUCAAAGACCGCCAAAUGAAUUCUGUGGCUCGUCCAGAUUGAUUUUCAGACGGAACGACCCUGCUGAGUUUCCAUAAAUAAGAGUUCCUUCUCUAUACCGUUUCCUCUCCCCCCCCCUAUUCUAAACUCCUCUCAUCUUUAUUCGUUUCCUUAUUAUAAAAGUACGGUAAAGGCCAUUACCCGAAGACCCCGCUAGCAGGAGCUUUUGACUUGCUCCUUAAAGGAAUUAAAUAAGCUGGAUGGUUGUAGCGUUUCCUUGGGUUGAGCUCCUGUUGGCUGUUAGGUAGUUGUUUCACAAGAAAGAAAGAAAUGAAAAAAAGAAAGAAAGAGAAGGGGAUGUGGAUUAAUUUUCCAUGGUGGUUUUUAGGGGAGAGAAGUGAAAUCUUAAAACUCUCAUUUCAAAUGCAGGCAUGCUGCCCUUUGCCACUUUUCAGAAAUCUUGGACCAAAAGUCUUCUCAUCUCCAGCCAAUAAGUCACUUGGUGGCGUCAUGUUAAACAAGAGUGUAGAAAUAGUUCUAACUUCCCCCCCCCCCACAAGCCACAGAUGUCAGAUACCUGCCAUUUCAGAUCAGUCUGGUUAGAUGUCACAAGCAUUCCAAGCUGCUCAAGUCCAGAUUCAUGCAAGUGACAGCCCAGCAGCGCAUUCAUCUGUUCAGGACAGGAGAUGUUCUUUGUGAAAAACUUGUAAAUGGGUUAAUUUGAAAUGGCCAUCCUUGCUUUUUAAAAUGGUCCUCAAGUUAUACGGUUUUAUCUGCCCAGUGAUGGGAGAUUUCAUCCAGCAUGUCUGGAUGCCACAAGAUUAAGAAAACUGAUUUAUGCAUGAACUUCUGUGAAGACAAGUAAAAAUAGAAUAUUAAAAAAGUACACAGAGGGAGAACAAUGGAAUGAUCAGAAAUAUAUAUGACCCCCUCAAUUAAGUAAAGAGAUGAUCUUCAACUCUUAGCACCUGACAAUCACUUAGGUAAAUUACUAGGUGCCAUAGUCUUAUAUAUUACCAACCCAAAGCAGAUAUAGUAUAUGAAGUAUGAAUCUCUGGGGAGCAGACAAUAAAUGCAUUUGCACUUUUUGACCCCAGUAGGUUUGAAACAGCUUAACCUAUAUUGGAAACAUGGAAGGAAAAAACUUGGUGAGAAGAGAAUUACGUUCUAAGCAGUAUGGCAUCUUAAGAGAGUGGAAGUCAAGUGUAAUCUUUUGCUGAAAGUGAGAUAGCAUUUAUAUUAUAAGUUAUUAGGGACUAUUAAUUUUUAUUAAUAAUAUAAACUGAUUUCAUAGCUUUAAUGCUUUUAUUAAUUAUUACAUAAUACUAUUAGGAACUAAUUGUUUUAUUUAUUGGAUUGCUGUUCACUACCCAGACUUGUUUCUGGUGAAAUGGGCAGCUAUAUAAAUUUGAUAAAUAAAAUAUCCAGUCUUGACUUGUUGAAUAAAGCCACAGUUAACUUUUUUGAUAUAUUAUGUGAAGUUUUAACCCAUGGUUGACACACCAUAAUGGCUGGAUUCAAAAAAGCAAUCAGUCAAAGCCAAACAAACCACAGUGUAGCUUAAUGUAAGUUGUGAGCUCAUAAGUCAGGUGAAAGAAAUGCAGGGCAUUGGUUUCCUCUUACAGUUCAUCUGUUGGCUGUAAUAAUGGUGCACCCCCCCCAUUCCCCCAAGCGAUUAAUCACUUUUGAAAGUGUUACUCUUGGAGUGAAGCAUGUGUUAAUGGUGAGAAGGCCCAUGGAUGAAAAGACUGAAGAUCCAGACCAAAAUCUGCCUGCCUUUCGUUUUGCUACAUUGGCAAUACUUAGCCCCCUUUUAUUAUUACCUGAUGUAAUCGGUGGUGAUACUAAGUUUGUUGCAGUGAGCAAGUCCUGGGGCUCUCUCUCAAGACAUCUUUCUGGUUGGACUGAGCAAAGAUCAAACAGUAAGGGUGGAAAGAAGAGCGUGUGACCAGACUGCUAAUGAUCUCACAGCCAUCAGCCUUUUGCUCAGGCCACAUUGGGGCUCCUGCUUACCACCCAGCUGCUGUUUCUGAGGGAAGGCAGUGGGUCACCUUCCUCCUGCAGCCAAAGGUGGAAAACUCCCUGUAAUAUCUCUUCCCAAUACAAAGUGGGUGUCGCAGCCCUCUUCGGUGUAUCCUACUCGUUUUCCCUCUUCUUUGUGCCAUGUCAGAAAUCCCUUCCUUAUUGGGCCAUUGCACUUUCUUUCUCCUUUGAGUGCAUAGCAGGGGGAGGGAGGGGAAACUGCAGCAUUUUAGGCAAAAAAAGGGAGCCUCCCCCCCCACCCCGCACCCCCAGCACCUAAGAUGGCAUGGGUUUUUAACUCUAGUCCCAGGGGCCCUCCCAAAGUGGCUGGAUUGUUUGCUCCAGUCCAAAACAGUUACAAAGCUCUUUUAAUGAGGCUGCUGAGAUUAGGGGGAGGGGGAGGAGAAAGCUAGAGAAAGAAUGGUUUUGAUGUGAAAGAAUAGGAAGUGUGUGCGUAUGUGUGUGUAGAAGCAAUUUAUUGAGUUAACCUUUUCCUUGCUUCAUAUAGGGAUGAGUAGGAUAUAAGAAUAGAAGCUCCCUGCCAACUUGCUGUUGCUCAAGCCUUAAAGGAGAUAUUUCUCCUAUUGUCUGUGCUGCUGAAAAAUCUAACAGCAAGACAAUUAAGUGUCUUAACAGGGAAACAAUGAGUAAAACUUCAGGCCAGGGGAAAGAGAUGGGUACAAGCAAUGUGACCUUCAAAAGGGCAACUGUCCCUUGAGAAAAAAAGUUUGUUUUGUCCUUCCUUUGAUGGGAACCGGAGAAGAUUUAGACCCUUCAUUUAAUGCCCUGAUACUUGGGUUAACAGCCUGUCAGCAUUGACCAGAGGAAAUGUAAUUCAUCAGCAUAGGAGCAGAGAAGAACCUUCAGAUUUCUCAAAUGGAUUCAAGGUGUUGCAGGCUGCUCCUGCCCAGGGGGAUGGAGAGAGGCAACAAGGUGAAGUUAUCUCAUUUAUGAAGGUCUUUGAGCGCAGUGCCUGCAGGUCAAUUGAGACCAUGGUAGAUAUUUUCCAGGAGUAUCCUGAUGAGGUGGAAUACAUCUUCAAACCAUCCUGUGUGCCCCUGAUGAGAUGUGCAGGAUGCUGUAAUGAUGAAGCGCUAGAAUGUGUGCCUACAGAGGUGUACAAUGUCACCAUGGAGAUCAUGAAACUCAAACACUUUCAGAGCCAGCAUAUACAUCCAAUGAGCUUCCAGCAGCACAGUAAAUGUGAAUGCAGACAAAAGAAAGAAGUCAGAAUUAGACAAGAAAAAAAAUCAAAGCGAGGAAAGGGGAAGGGUCAAAAAAGAAAGCGCAAGAGAGGCCGGUAUAAACCACAGAAUUUUCACUGUGAACCUUGCUCAGAAAGGAGAAAGCACUUGUACAAACAGGAUCCCUUGACCUGUAAAUGUUCCUGCAAAUUCACAGACUCACGUUGCAAGUCGAAGCAGCUUGAGUUAAACGAGCGCACUUGCAGAUGUGAAAAACCAAGGCGGUGAGCAGCAGAGAAGAAAGGGAGUGCAGGCACAGCCUCGGUUCUGGAGCCUGACAUCUCACCUGGUCAGAAACAGAAAACAAACACUAAUCCAAAUGAACACUAAAAAUGAAGGAUCAGCAGCGCACAGCACUUUUGAGUAUGGACGAUGGACUCUGGAAGGAACAUUCCCUGAGGACCCGUGCAGGAUUCACCUUUUGGUUUUGAACUGGUUUUACAGAAAAAAACUUUCCUUCUCAUGCUGCUAAGAUAUAGAGCCAGGGAGAGUGGAGUGAUAUAUGCUUGGGACUCCCAAUACACAUGAAGUAUAUGUAUAUGUAUAUGAAUAUGUAUGUGCAUAUGUAUAUAUACUGAAUUUCUAAAACA